AUGACUGUCCUCAGAUCUUUUGUGGCGCUAGUCGCUCUUCAGUUUGCAGUCGCAGCACCGCAGGUUCCCAAUGCUGGAUCUGUUGUGAAAUCAGACAGUCAAAAAAUUGCAAGCCGGCACACCUCUCUCACGACAGAAGAAAUAGACAAGCUUUUCAACCUCCAUGAAGAGCUGGUUAAUAUUCCCUCCAUCUCCGAGGACGAAGUCGAAUGUGCCAACUUCUUGUCCGAGUACUUGACUGGUUUGGGUUACUAUGUUGAUGAGGUGCCAGUAGGAGACACUGGCACCUUUAACGUCUUCGCUUAUCCGCAGGCGCUCAAAGAUGAAGGAACAUGGCCCGAAGUUCUGAUUACGAGUCAUAUCGAUACUGUCCCACCAUUCUAUCCUUUCGAACGCCGAGAAGAGAACGGUACAGUCUAUCACUAUGGUCGUGGCACAGUCGACGCCAAAGGGCCCAUAGCGACCAUGAUCAUUGCAACGCACAAGUUCUUCCAAUCACGCACCGACACACCUAGCCUAGGUAUGUUAUUCGUUGUUAGCGAAGAAAUUGGCGGCACUGGAAUGAAAGCAUUUGCCAAGUAUGCCUCCAACAUGACCUUCCGUGCCGGCAUCUUCGGCGAGCCAACGGAAGGCAAGCUUGCUAGCGGACACAAAGGCAGUCUACGCGUUGACUUGAAUGUCACGGGCAAAGCCGCACACUCCGCUUACCCCUGGCUUGGUGUGAGCGCGAUCAACUACCUCGCUGAGGCAAUCAUGGCGUUGAAUAUGCUUGAGCCUGCACUUCCGAGUAGCGAGCUACUUGGUGCUACGACACUAAAUGCGGGGCGCAUAAUGGGCGGUGUCGCAGGAAACGUUGUACCAGAGCAUGCCAAUGCUAGUAUUGUCGUUCGCAUAGCGAGGAGCGAAGACGACGCAGUCGAGGUCGUGAAAGACAUGAUGGCGGGCAUGCUUUCUCCUAUUGCCAGUCGAGCAAAGGAAGCAAAUGCAACUUUCAAUGUUCUUUUCGCCAAUACCACGUAUCCGGCGCCGAUUCUGGAUACCGACAUUGAGGGCCUGGAGGUUGCGCCUGUCUUCUACGGAACGGAUAUUCCCAGCCUGCCACAAGUUGAAAAAAAGUAUCUUUAUGGCACUGGUACGAUUGAAGUUGCACACACGGAUAAUGAGGGAUUGAGUCAAGAUGAGCUGAUACAAGCAGCUGAGGCAUAUGGUAUGAUAUUGGAGAGCUUAUUCGCAGAGUAG
Pyrenophora tritici-repentis Pt-1C-BFP is the source of this 1239-nucleotide messenger RNA. NCBI's taxonomy places the organism in Eukaryota, Fungi, Ascomycota, Dothideomycetes, Pleosporales, Pleosporaceae. The record is from RefSeq and is a predicted model, not a curated record.